This is a messenger RNA of Mesoplodon densirostris (Blainville's beaked whale), 1461 nucleotides long. RefSeq names its product nuclear receptor subfamily 1 group H member 4 (gene NR1H4). The transcript has 9 exons. Gene Ontology annotation, biological process: negative regulation of inflammatory response; bile acid signaling pathway; cell differentiation. NCBI's taxonomy places the organism in Eukaryota, Metazoa, Chordata, Mammalia, Artiodactyla, Ziphiidae. The coding region runs from base 1 to 1461 and encodes 486 amino acids. The record is from RefSeq and is a predicted model, not a curated record. Gene Ontology annotation, molecular function: nuclear receptor activity; RNA polymerase II cis-regulatory region sequence-specific DNA binding; zinc ion binding.
AUGGUAAUGCAGUUUCUGGAGUUAGAAAAUCCAGGUCAAAUUAGUCCUUGUCACAGCUGCACGUCGUUGGGAUUUGCCAUGGAAAUUAUGAGCAUGAAGCCUGCUAAAGGUGUACUAACAGAACAAGCAGCAGGUCCUCUGGGACAGAAUCUAGAAGUGGAACCAUACUCACAAUACAACAACAUUCAGUUUCCCCAAGUUCAACCACAGAUUUCCUCAUCUUCCUAUUAUUCCAACCUGGGUUUCUAUCCCCAGCAGCCUGAAGAGUGGUACUCUCCUGGAAUAUAUGAACUCAGGCGAAUGCCUGCUGAGACUCUCUACCAGGGGGAGACUGAGGUAGUGGAGAUUCCUGUGACAAAGAAGGCCCGACUGGGUGCAUCAGCAGGGAGAAUAAAAGGGGAUGAGCUAUGUGUUGUUUGUGGAGACAGAGCAUCCGGUUACCACUAUAAUGCACUGACCUGUGAGGGGUGCAAAGGUUUCUUCAGGAGAAGCAUUACCAAAAAUGCUGUGUACAAGUGUAAAAACGGGGGCAACUGUGUGAUGGACAUGUACAUGCGAAGGAAGUGCCAGGAGUGUCGACUAAGGAAAUGCAAAGAGAUGGGAAUGUUGGCUGAAUGUAUGUAUACAGGCUUGUUAACUGACAUUCAGUGUAAAUCUAAAAGACUGAGGAAAAACGUGAAGCAGCACGCAGAUCAGACCAUUAAUGAAGACAGUGAAGGACGUGACUUGCGACAAGUGACCUCGACAACUAAGUCAUGCAGGGAGAAAACUGAACUCACCCCAGAUCAACAGAAUCUUCUUCAUUAUAUUAUGGAUUCAUACAGCAAGCAGAGGAUGCCUCAGGAAAUAACAAAUAAAAUUUUAAAAGAAGAAUUCAGUGCAGAAGAAAAUUUUCUCAUUUUAACUGAAAUGGCUACCAGUCAUGUACAGAUUCUCGUAGAAUUCACAAAAAAACUUCCAGGGUUUCAGACAUUGGACCAUGAAGAUCAGAUUGCUUUGCUGAAAGGGUCUGCAGUUGAAGCUAUGUUUCUCCGUUCAGCUGAGAUUUUCAGUAAGAAACUUCCAGCUGGACAUGCUGACCUAUUGGAAGAGAGAAUUCGAAAGAGCGGUAUCUCUGAUGAAUAUAUAACACCUAUGUUUAGUUUUUAUAAAAGUGUUGCAGAAUUGAAAAUGACUCAAGAAGAGUAUGCUCUGCUCACAGCAAUUGUUAUUCUCUCUCCAGACAGACAAUACAUAAAGGACAGAGAGGCAGUAGAGAAGCUUCAGGAACCACUGCUUGAUGUGCUACAAAAGUUGUGUAAGAUUCAUCAGCCUGAAAAUCCUCAACAUUUUGCCUGUCUUCUGGGUCGCCUGACUGAGUUGCGGACAUUCAACCAUCACCACGCAGAGAUGCUUAUGUCAUGGAGAGUGAAUGACCACAAGUUUACCCCGCUUCUCUGUGAGAUCUGGGAUGUGCAGUGA